Danaus plexippus (monarch butterfly) is the source of this 3516-nucleotide messenger RNA. RefSeq lists its product as uncharacterized. The record is from RefSeq and is a predicted model, not a curated record. Bases 89 to 2362 code for a protein of 757 amino acids. The transcript is spliced from 9 exons. Gene Ontology annotation, biological process: cell migration; cell-cell adhesion; cellularization. Lineage: Eukaryota; Metazoa; Arthropoda; Insecta; Lepidoptera; Nymphalidae. Gene Ontology annotation, molecular function: beta-catenin binding; actin filament binding. Gene Ontology annotation, cellular component: adherens junction; cytoplasm; catenin complex.
AUUUUUUAAAUUUUUUACAUAUUUUUUUAAUUCUUCGUGUUUAAUUUUCCAUUUAGAAUUUAUGUUAAAUAUAUUAUAAAACUACAAAAUGAAAGAACAUGAUUUUAUAACAGACGUCGAUUUUAUGAAAAUUCCGAAAGAUUCUUCAAGAGCAAUAAAGUUUAUUGUGGAACUCCUCCUUCUUCAUAUAUAUCCGUUAAUAAAACGAAUCGGUAAUAAAUUAAAUAACAAUACAUCUGAUGCAUAUGCAUUGCCUGAAGAAUAUGCAGUUCAAAUAAGCAAUGUUUACACUUUGUGUUUAGAUCAAAUAAAGAAGUCUGUUGUGACAUUGAUACAUGUUGUGAAAUUGGAAAAUAACAAAAAACUUUAUCUCCAGGAAAGUCGUAACUGUACAUUGGAAAGACUGACAUGGUGUUAUAAUAAAUUAUUGUCAAUUGAAGAAUUUUUAAACACACCUAGUGAUGCAAUUGACCCCGAUAACCCUAUAAUUGCUAUAACAAUGUAUUUUGUAAAUUGGAUUGAUCAAACAUUUGAGGUCCUCAACAAAUUGUCUAACAUUGUCUAUCGAACGGAUGUCAAGGAUGACGAAGAACAAUACAGGAAAUGGAAGAAUGAAAUUGUUGAAUGUGUGUUGAGUCUUCACACAUCUAUAGAUGAACUUUUGUUGUCGGCACUAACUCUCUGCAAAUACUGUUUGCCUGACGACCAACCUGUGGUUAAAGCUCACUGCCAAGUGGUAAUGAGGGAAACAAAUGCGCUUCUGAGUUAUCUUAUUGACGGAGAUCUAAAUGCUGUCAAGGCCACACCCGAAACACUUAAGUUACCAAUAAAUCCAUUCAACAUUAAUGUACUGAUUGAUGUUUUUAAGGAUGUUUUGUAUGUAUUGGAAACAAACACAAACACAGCAUUGCUGGCAUUAGUCGUUCAUUGUUUUAGUCAAAGUGUGUCACCAACGGAUAUGUUACAAGAGCAUUUUGAUGUCGGUUCAGGAACAUGUAUAUGUUCUAAAAAUGGUAAUGCUGUGGAUAAUUGUAAGAUUAUAAAGGAAUUUGAUUUGCACAAUGAAAGACUGUUGAACAUUGGAUCGUUUGCUAUGUCGUGCUCCUCGGAUCAGAGAAGAAUACUAUCUCUACGAAGUGGACUUGCGAGUCUAGAAGCUUUGGACCCUCAUUUAGUGCCAGCUGUGAUGACGUCAUCAAAAAGUCCGCACUCGUCAAUACUAAUUGAUAUUUGGAAUCAAGAGGUCAAACAAAUAAGGGAUGGGAUAUUUUUAAUUGUCGACCCCGCAGCUUUUGCAGAUAAAGUUAAGCAAAUGAUGCAUCAGAAAAUUCAGGAAAUAACUAAGGAUAGUGCAUAUAAUAAUACAAGGACCUGUACAGUGAUCAACAUGGGUUGUGUAGUAUAUGAGUUCUUCAAAGUAUAUGAACAGUUUGAACCGGAUGCAUUGAGAUCUCACGAACUUUUGACGCCUUUAUUAAGAGAUUUGAAUAAAGUUCAAAUGGAAUGCAAAAUCGUGAACAACUUACUAUCUCAAGCGGGCGAUCAUAAGUACAACGUAAAAAAGGCCCAAAACAAAAAUGCUUCAUUUAAACAGCUUGUAAAGAGACUGAAACUGCUCUACAAACUAGUUAAAACAAUAAAUAAUAUACUGAAUCCGUCAGAAAACGAAUUUUACGAUGAACCGGAAAUGAAAAACAUCACUCAGACCAUAUGUCUGAACGGAAAUACUUACGUUACAUCACCGAAAAAAAUCAACAAUAUGACAAGAAGUAUAUUUGCAAGAACAAAUUUGAGAUCUUCCACAGGAAAAUUUCCCUUAGCUGUUCUAACAAAACAUAUGAAGGCUAGAACGAAUAAUGAAUUGAGUUUCUCAGUACAAUUGGACCAAAUAUGCAAUAUAUCUGAUAUAAAAAUCAAUCGAGAAGCUUCUAUACUAUAUCAGACACCUUUAAAAACACGGUCUUUAAGAAAGGCUGUACUCAAUAAGGUUGUGCCUAUAGAUUUAGAACAGAAAUGGAAUGAUACGGAAAAAACUUUUUCGGAAAGGGAGAGUAUGAUUGAGGACACUAGCUUGCAAAUUACAGAUGUUCUAAACCAAAUAAACGAUUUAAUGUGCAACAUAACGGCAUCGAAAAGGAGUUUUAAUUCGACAGUUUUCAUAGAGAAGUCUUGUUAUUUAGGUAAUAAGAGUAGUGUGAAAUUUGACCGCGUUUGGGACAUUAGUGUCGACGAUGUCGGAGAUUUGGGAGUGUCGAAUGACACGCCGUCAGAAAUCAACACUCUGGAGAGAAUUAACGAUCUUGAUUUGGUUGAAAGUAAACUGAGUGAUUUGAAAACAGGACAGUUUGAAACUAGCUUAUAAGUCGAGACGAAUGUAAGGAGGGGUUUUAUAUAUUGAGGUGUUCAAAGAUUGGGUUUACUGUUUAAUUUAUUAAUUUCACUCUUACUAAGUUUUUAAUAAGUGUAUACAACUAAGUUAACAAAAUUGUUACAAUAUAUUUUACAUAUAUUUACAUAUACAGGCUCAAAUAAUUGAGUGGAAGGUAUUUUUUUUUAAGUUUAAGGUAAACUUAAUGAAAAUGGCUCCUGGUAAAAUUAUGAUAAUCAAAAAUCUUGUAUAUCAUGUAUUAGACGUAAAUUUAUCAUAUAUUAGCUGUGCCCGCGACUUUGUUUGUACGGCAAAUCUGUUUUUUUUUUCAUUUUGUUCAUUAACAUUAUUAAAAAAAAUAAUAACAAUGGUAGUCUGAAGUUAGAAUUUCCUUUUAUUUCCGCAAUCUGCAUUCAGAUGUUUCAAAUAUUAUCAGAGACAAACAAACAAUGAAAAAUUGUAUGAGAAAUUGUCUCGGUAGAUAUAUUUAUCGUGUGUAGGUACUAAAUGUAUUAAUUUAGAAAAAAAGCGGUUAUUUUAAUGAAAGAAACGUACUUCAAUUUUUUAUUAUUAGUAUACCUUUAUGUCAAUAUUUUUGUCUCUCUGAGUUUAAAAAAAAGAAAUGUUAUCGAAUUUCUGUUGAUGAAUGAAGUGUUGUGAUAGUGAAGGAGAGUUUUUACAAUGUUGAUCCGACACAAUCUUUUAGUUAGUAUAUUAAUUAACGAACAUGGCAACACAAAGCUCAGUUUGAUGACUUUUCAACCUUCACGUCCUCAGAUAUAAAUUUUUAAGUGCGAGUAUUUCAACGAUUCUAAAACAUUUAAUAAUAUAUACCAAAAUCAGUGUAGAUUUUUAUUUUGUGAUGACAUUUUUCUGCAAUGAAAUGUAAUAGUAAUUAUAAUAGUUGUAAUAAUUUUGAUUAUAUUUUAUAUUCAAUAACUUAAAUGAAUCGAAAUGAUUCUUCCAUAGUUCUAUAAUUAGAAUAAGUUGUUUUUUUUUUAAAUUUAAGUACAAGCAAGCGUAAGUUUUGCUGGUAUUUUUUUUAACAUACACUUAAGUGAAAGUGUAUUUAUCUCACAAGUCCGUCCAGUGUUUGUGUCUAAACUUUUUUUUAUUGUAAUAUGUAAUAAAGCAUAAUUUAAAGAAAA